AUGUCUCAAUAUAUUGGUAAAACAAUAUCACUUAUUUCCAACAAAGGUUUACGUUAUGUUGGUUUAUUAGAAAAUAUCAAUGCCGAUGAUGCAACUGUUGCAUUAAAAACUGUUAGAUUAUUUGGUAGUGAAGGUAGAAUGGCAGAAAUUGGUCAACCGCAUUUAGAGGUUCCUCCAGGUAAUGAAAUUUAUGAUUAUGUUGUUUUUAGAGGUAGUGAUGUUAAAGAUUUAAAUGUUUUAGAUACUCCAAUUGAAGAAGUUAAACCAAUAAUUUAUCAUCAACAAUCUACUGCUGGUUUUUAUCAAGGUCCAACUCAAAAUUAUCAACAACCACCUCCUCAACAAUUUAAGCAACCUCCUUAUCAAAAAUCUUAUCAACCACCAGUAACUACUCAACAGUCUCCAAGAGAAUCAAUUCCACAAGCAGCACCAGCAUCAGCUCCAUCAAUUUCACAACCAGUUGAGACUGGAGCUCCAAAACCACCAACACCACAACCAAUUAAUGAAUCAAUACCUAAACCUACACCAACUACAAAAGAACCACCUACUCAAACGACUGCUGAAAAACCACCACAACCUGAACCAAGAUCAGAACCAAAUCCGAAAUCAUCUAGAAAGUCAUCUAAAAUUGAAAUUCCAAAUGAAGAAUUUAAUUUUGAAGAAGCAAAUGCUAAAUUUUCAAAAGAAUUGGAACAAGAAAAGGAAUUGGAACAAAAAGGCUAUAAUAAAAGUUCAUCAUUUUUUGAUACACUUUCAUCAUCAACUGAAGAAAGAUCAAAUAUGAGAUGGUCAGAAGAAAAAAGUUUAAAUAUGGAUACUUUUGGUGAAUCAAGUUUACAUAAAAGAGGUGGAUAUAGAGGUAGAGGAAGAGGUAGAGGUAGAGGUGGAAGAGGUAAUUCUUAUAGAGGCAGAGGUAGGGGUAGAGGAAGAUCUAAUGAUUAUAAUUCAAAACCUGAAUGGGCUUAA
Molecule: messenger RNA, 966 nt
Organism: Insectozyma verbasci
Lineage: Eukaryota; Fungi; Ascomycota; Pichiomycetes; Serinales; Debaryomycetaceae
Source: the annotation of a GenBank genome assembly